ACUGCACAAAGUGUCAAGUGUAGGGAGAACUGUAGUUGGUGUCACUGACUAUAGAUGCUAUGCAUAUGCAGUGCACAUCCAACCAUCCAUCUAUUCGUUUCCUUGGUUGGCCUCUUUAUAAGAGCAUACUUUUCUUCCCUGGGGCCUUUUGCUAGAGCACACUGCAUAGUGCACAUAAGGAGGAGAGAGAGAGCAAAGAACAGAGUGAAGAGAGGAGAGAGAGGGCAGAGAGAGAGAGAGAGAGAGAGAGAUCAUAGAGAGAGCACAGAGAGAUAAAUUGCUCAUAGCAAAUCCAAAAGUAGAGUCCUGAAUAGCUCGCUGCAGGCAGGCAUCUUGUCUUAUUGCUUUCUUCGAUCCAUCCAUCGCCUUUUGCAUCUGCAGGGCUCCCCUCUCCUCCUACCACCAGCUAGUAGGUUUAAUGCAUGAAUGCUCCGUAGUGCAGCAGCUAGUAGCUAGCGACCGAGUAUUAGAUCAACAGUGCAGUGAAAGUGUAUACGUAGUACCACCCCAGGCCACUAGCAUCACCUCAGACCUGCAGCUUUGCGCCGCAUUAAUUAAUCAAGCUGGUUUCAGGAUGGAUCACAGCUUCAGCGACAUGAUCUUAAGCGAGAGCGCGUGGAGCGGCGGCGCUGGCGGGGACGGCGGGGCAUUCUUGCUGCCACCGGAGGUUGGCGGUGUCGAGAGAGGAAGCAUGACGGUGCUGGAGAGGCUGGUGCUGGACGAGGCCCUGGCGGCGGCGAUCCUGGAGCUGCAGGGCAUCCAGGCUCCCUGCGGCGGCAAGGUGACGGUGCCGGCGGCCGGUGGUGUCAGGGAAGCCGUCGCCUUCGCCGCGAUGGAGACACCAACUCCCGCCUACGCGGACGUUGAUGGGGAUGUCCUGCAGCGACAUCACCAUCACCAUCACCAUCAGGGCGCGAUGGGGAUGGCUGUCGACUACGACCUCACACCAGCAAAAGCUGCUGUCACGGUAACUAAUGUGCCCGCUGCGUUCACAAACGCCGCGGCAAUUGACAGCAGCAGCCUCGUUGAUGCACCCGUCUUCUCCGGCAACGAAACCGAUCCGCCAGGCGCCGUGAUAACAACUGCGGCGGCCAUGACGGCGACGACGAGCCAACAGUGUGAAGAAGGCAGAGACGGCGGCAGCGGUGGCCGAAGGAAGGGCCGGCCGAACAGGAAGCGGAAGGCCGCCGAGCCAUCCUCUGUGCCGGCACAGGAGAGCUCUCUGUGCAGCCUCCUGAUGGCGUCCACCGCCGCCGGCGAUGGCGGCGUCCAGAUCGCCUUCAGCACGAGCGCUCAGGCCUCAGCUGGCGCCAAGAGGUCGAAGCCGUCGCCGAUUUGCGGCGUGUCGAGCAUCAGCUUCGACGGCAGGAACGCCGGCGCAGGCAGCGACGACCCCACGUACGAGCCCGACACUGAGGCGCUGGCACAGGUGAAGGAGAUGAUCUACCGCGCGGCGGCGAUGCGCCCGGUGUCCCUCGGCUCGGAGGAUGCGGGCGAGCGGCCGCGCCGGCGCAACGUGCGCAUCUCGUCCGACCCACAGACGGUGGCUGCUCGGCAGCGGCGGGAGCGCAUCAGCGAGCGGCUCCACGUGCUGCAGAAGCUCGUACCCGGCGGCGCCAAGAUGGACACCGCCUCCAUGCUCGACGAGGCCGCCAACUACCUCCGUUUCCUCAAGUCCCAAGUCAGGGAGCUGCAAACCCUAGACCGCCGGAACUAUGCAAACGCCAACGUGAACAACAGCGCCACCACCAUGGCUGGGUCACUGAGCUAUAGCAAUGGCAACGGCAUGCCGGCCUUCGCCUUCCCGGCAGCAGCAGAAACCCUACGAGGAGGAGGUGGUGUUGAGCAGCUGAUUUAGAUAGAUAGAUCGAUUUGAGACAUUGAAACAUGUUGUAAUGUUUGUCAAAUGUGAGACCAUCGUUUGAUAGAUUCAUCAUUAUUAGCUCAGUGUCUAGAGAGAUGAUCGAUCAUAUCGAUGGAAUCAAUCAUGGAUUCAAAUGGCUCAGCCAAUUUAACCUCUGUUUUUUUUUAAA
Phragmites australis (common reed) is the source of this 2033-nucleotide messenger RNA. Its product is annotated as transcription factor LATE FLOWERING-like. The record is from RefSeq and is a predicted model, not a curated record. Gene Ontology annotation, molecular function: protein dimerization activity; DNA-binding transcription factor activity. Gene Ontology annotation, biological process: regulation of DNA-templated transcription. Bases 419 to 1858 code for a protein of 479 amino acids. The transcript has 2 exons. Lineage: Eukaryota; Viridiplantae; Streptophyta; Magnoliopsida; Poales; Poaceae.